UCAUUGUAAAACACCUGUGCAUCAAAUAAAAAUAAAAAUAAAUAAUUUUAAACACGUGAAAUACAUUUUAAAAAGUAAAAAUGAUUUCUGAAUUCAUGAUUGAACUUCUCUAAAUGUGCUGCACGUGUAGCGUAAAAUCACAGGGUUACUAUCAGCUCUCUUCACCAGUUCAGUGUUAACAAAACGCUGUGGAUGAUCUUCCAAUACACUGCUUUAUAUAAGAUGUAAACGAUGAUGAAUUUGUCUCAAUUCAAAUGAAAAAACAACGCACCACAGAGGACUCACACGAUUUCCACGAGGUGGUAAUGCCCACGGUACUUUUUGUCCGUUUUAUUUUACCUCCCUGUUGCUCCGCCUCUCGUGUUUGUCGUAAGCCUUGCGCGCAGUUUACGAACCCAGCAGUGAGAUAAAGACGGGUUUUUCCUCCGAGUGCGUCGAUUCUCUUGGAGCAUUUUGAACGUGCAGUCUGGUAACCCCCCCAUAUACAAAAACACACACAGGCGCGCGCACACACACACACUCGUACGCACAAAACGCCAUCGCGGAGGGGAUUUUCUUUGCUUUUUUUUUUUCUUUCUUUCCUUCUUUCUUGUUGCGUCGGUCUGUCUGAGACGCGAUCCUCGCCUUUGCGCGCGCGCGCGACGGGGCCAGCGGGCGCCGAACCAUGUCCCUGAGCCCAAAACACUCCACGCCUUUCUCCGUGAGCGACAUCCUGAGCCCGCUGGAGGAAAGCUGUUAUAAGAAGUUUGCGUGCAUGGAGGGCGCUUACCGGCAGCCUCCUCCUCCUCCAUCUGCUCAGAGCGCGCAGCAUCAGCACCAUCACCAGCACCAUCACCAUCACCAUCAUCACCAGCAGCAGCAGCAACAGCAGCAGCAACACGCAGUGAGCCACGGAGCUUAUCACGUGUCGCAAGGCAUGUCUCAGUUCUCACACGCGGCCAUGGCGGGAUACUGUAACGGAAGCCUUGGCGCUGUGGCCGAACUGCCCACUUACCAGGAGAGCGUGAGGGGCGGCGCGGCCACGGCGGCGUGGUACGGAGCAAACCCGGAGCCGCGCUACGCAGCACUUCCCAGAUUCAUGGGCUCCUCCACAGCGAUGAACAUGAACGCGCUCGCGGGAAUGGACGCAAAGUCGAUGGUGACUCUGCACGCGGCUCCUCGCCGGAAGCGUCGCGUGCUCUUCUCCCAGGCGCAGGUGUACGAGCUCGAGCGCAGAUUCAAGCAGCAGCGCUACCUGUCCGCUCCCGAGCGCGAGCACCUGGCCGGUCUGAUCCACCUCACACCGAACCAGGUGAAGAUCUGGUUCCAGAAUCACCGAUACAAAAUGAAACGGCAGGCCAAAGACAAGGCAGCGCGCGAGCCGCAGCAGCAGGACGCCGGUGACGCGUGCGAGCAGCAGCAGCAGCAUUCACCGAGGCGCGUGAACGUGCCUGUGCUCGUCAAAGACGGCAAGCCGUGUCAGACCGGCACCGGAACCGGCACGCAGACUUCCGGCCAGCACGCCGCCGUGCCCGCGGUUCCGCUUCAGCAACGGAAUCAGACGGUGGAGUCUUUAGCGUCGGCAGCGGAUGAGCUCGAUGAAAUGACACCGAGUCCACCCGCGCUGCACGGGGCUCACCUCAGCGGCCUGUCGCACCUGGACUCCGCCCUUCUGGAGUACAACAUGGCGGGCUCGAACCUGCUCUACGGCAGAACUUGGUAAACGAAUAAACGUGAAACCAAACCGAACCGGACCGGACCGGGGGAAAAAGCCUAAAGACUACGGGAACAAUUGAACCAGAAAACAGUUCGUUUCAACAUGUAUAAAAGUCGGGAUUUUUUUUUAGACUCCAUUCCUCCUGAAAUAAAAUGUCACAAUCGGAGUAACCAAACUGUUUAAUGGGCUGGAUAAACAUCCGGGUUAUAAAAAAAAAAAAAAAAAAAAAUUCAUUUUCCACAUCUGUCUUUUAUCUACCUUUUGUAAGAUACUUUCAACUUUUUAGACGCAAAGUAUAAAACACAUCCGACAGCGCGAGAAUUUAUGCAGUUUACAACUUUUUUUUUUUUUUUUGUAAUUUAAGCAAAACCUACUGAAACAUCUAAAAUUACAUUUAACAAUAAAACCCUUCUGAAUAAUUUGCAGCUUUUUUUCCCCAGCAAUGUGAAAUCAAUCUACUGUUAUGAAAAAAAACAAUUAGCUGGAGAUUUAUACUAUGGGUUUUAAUAAAUUCAUAUUGCGCCAUUAAUCGACUCUGAUUUGUUACACGUGGAAUUGGUGGUGAAAAAUGGUUCAUAUUUAUUUAAUAGUUCAUAUUAAAAAAAUUAAUGAUAUUCCUCAUCCCCAAAAAAUGUAUUUAUUUAUUUUCACUACAAGCUAAUAAAACAUCCAUAAUUAAAAUUAAUAGACUAACAAAAAAAAUUUAAAAACUCAAUUUGUUAAUUUCUUUGGCUCAGGUUUGGUCCACAGACUAAAAAGCUGUAGGAAUUUAGCAUUAUAAUUAAUUAGGUUGGGGGGAAAUAAAAAAACCUGCUAUUCCAUCAUGUGUAUAUUUCAGAUAUUCUCGAUAAUCGCUUUUUUAAAAUGAAUUUUUGAAUAUUAAUUCAUUUAAAAAAAAAAAAGGAAUUUGAACCGAAAGAGGAGAGAUGAUCAGAUCAACCACUGAAGUUAACACGUAAGUGAUUUCAGCUGCUGAAUGUGCAGACUUCUGAUUUCAGAUGAAGACAAUUGUCCAUUAACCUAAUUAUUCCAUUCUCAUUUAAAAUAGUGUUCGACUCCUAGAUCUACAUUUAUAAU
This is a messenger RNA of Silurus meridionalis, 2773 nucleotides long. RefSeq names its product NK2 homeobox 4b (gene nkx2.4b). The transcript is spliced from 2 exons. The coding region runs from base 665 to 1702 and encodes 345 amino acids. The record is from RefSeq and is a predicted model, not a curated record. Gene Ontology annotation, biological process: cell differentiation; regulation of transcription by RNA polymerase II. Gene Ontology annotation, cellular component: nucleus. Lineage: Eukaryota; Metazoa; Chordata; Actinopteri; Siluriformes; Siluridae. Gene Ontology annotation, molecular function: DNA-binding transcription factor activity, RNA polymerase II-specific; RNA polymerase II cis-regulatory region sequence-specific DNA binding.